AUGUCCAUUAAAACAAUUGAUAAGAAACAAAAAAUUAAAAUUAUUACAUUAGGGCCAAAAGGGGCAGGAAAAGUAUAAAUAAUUAAAUAUAAUAUAGACAUCAUUGCUAAAAAGAAUAUUUUAUGAUAGAUUUUAACAAAAUUAAAUGGUAACAUUAGGAAUGGAGUAUUUUGAAAAAAAUUUAUAAAUAAACAAUUAAUCUGUUAAAUUAGAAUGUUAUGAUACUGCUGGAUAAGAGAUAUAUAAUUCACUUUCUAAACUAUACUAUAGGGGUACUCAUGGUGUUUUCUUAGCUUUUGAUAUUACAGAUGAAGAUUCAUUUAAGAGAGUUCAGACUUGGCUCAAAAGUAUAACUAUAAAUAAAUUAAGUUGCACUAGAAGAAACAAUUAAUAAUACAGAUAUAUAUUUAUUACUUAUAGGAUGUAAAUCAGACCUAGAAUAGCAAAGAAAAAUUUCAGUCGAUGUAGCCUAAUCUUAUGCAUAAAAUUUAGGAAUGAAUUAUAUUUAGACCUCAGCAAAAACUAGUAAAAACUGUUAGGUAGCUUUUGAUUUUUUAUGCAUGACUUGCCUUGAAAAAAGGAAUCAAAGAAGCCUAUAAGAAAAUGAAUAUGUAGCAAUUAAAUAAAAUUAUUCAUAAAAGAGCAGAUAUUGUUGA
Molecule: messenger RNA, 656 nt
Organism: Paramecium pentaurelia
Lineage: Eukaryota; Ciliophora; Oligohymenophorea; Peniculida; Parameciidae
Source: the annotation of a GenBank genome assembly